Messenger RNA from Microcebus murinus (gray mouse lemur), 5546 nucleotides. NCBI's taxonomy places the organism in Eukaryota, Metazoa, Chordata, Mammalia, Primates, Cheirogaleidae. The record is from RefSeq and is a predicted model, not a curated record.
UUGUACAUGGAAUAUUUAAAGAUAUAAAUGUUACAUUAACAAAUUGAAACUUCUAGUCAUAUUUCAGUGUUAAUAAUGUUUUUCAUAAACUAGUACUGUUGGAGAAAAAUGAAAGAAAUGGUUGGUUUCAUUUAAUUUCACAUACAUCUUCAAAUUGCAUGAGAGUGUACGAUGGCAAAUAGCAUCAAAUUGACUGUAUUAUGUUCACACUAAAAUUUUAAGAACCAUUUGAAUUUGAAAUCAGGAUUUUAUAUUUUAAAAUAAAAAUGUUCAAAAGAGCAGCAUAUAAGCCCUUCUCAUUUUUGAAAGAAUAUUCAAAAUGUUCUUCCUAUGAAAAAGCUAGUCAUAUUAGACAUAGAAUAAUAGAUCCAAAUUAGAGUAUGUGUCAUUUUCCUGCAAGAAGAAAGACAGAAGUAGGAACAAGUUCAUUCUUGUUUUUUGAUGUGGAUAUUUUUGUGCUCUUCUUUAUUCUGUCACAUCACAUAAAAUAUUCUAGUUCAAAAAGUAUUUCCUACAGCAAAACUGGAUUUUAGUCAGUCUGAGAUAGAAAUAAACUAUAGGAUACUAAGUUAAAUUGACUAUUUCAAGGAAAAUAUUUACUUUUGUAAAAUUUUGGAAUGGGAUUCAUUGAAUAGUUUGGUUAUGUGUCUUGGAUAAUUUCUCACUAAAUUCUGUUCAUAAGACCAAUAUUUGCCACAAGAUAAAUAGAAAAAAUAUUAAUACUAUUGUCCUAAAAAAGAACUAUUAUUGCUCCUCCUUUUCUCUCCUCUCACCUGAGACAAGCAAACAAGAAAAAUAUGAUCUGGUAAAUCACACUAGAAAUUAUGACAUAGUUUCACAGUUACCUUUUAGCAAAGUGUCAUGUUUAAAUUUUCCUGUCCAGAAUGAACUCACAUAUUUCUCAAGCUGGAAAUAAAGCUGUGAUAAUGCAACCUUUACAUUUUGCAGAAAGAUAAAAUGAAUUGUAUCAGUCAUACAUGCUAAGAUCCAGUAAAUGCUAAGAGAAUACCAUAUGAUUUAAUAAGUAAUAGCAUUACUGGGUAGACAAACAUUAUUUUUCACUAAAUAUCUAUAAAUGUUCUUAAAAUACACUGUGCUAAUAUUUUAAUUCAAAUUUUAAAAUUGUUGCCUUUUGUUGUAGAUGUAGAUGUUGUUGAUGAUCUGCCUAUAACCUCUUUUAGCAUUGCAGUUGAAAUUGGCAGAAUUUCCAAUGCCAAUCCUUGCAUUUCUUUACUUAAGGAAUGCUUUGGCCACCAGACACCAUUUCACCAAUCAAAGCAGGCUGGAAGUGCCAGGGAAUUAAUGCCCCUGGGGGCAGCCCUCAGCUAAUGACUAAUGAGAGUUGGUAUAUAAAUAUCCUAGCUCUAAUUUUUAGGUCAGAUACAUCUAAGGGGUGUCUUCUAUAUUGAAUGUCUGAUUUUCCCCAGCCAGAUUAAGAUGCAUUUGUCAACAGUUUUAAUGGGGCAGCUAAUGUUCCUUGUAUUGAUAAGAUGUCUUCAACUCCUUGUCUCACUUCCUUUCUCCCCUGCUAGUGUUUCCUCGCAUCAUCUCCCAGAUAGACUUCUUACACUUGAAUUAUUACCUCAGGGUUUCCAUCUGGGGCAACACAAACUAAAAUCCUUUCUUUCUUUCUCUCUAAAGUUAUGUUAGAAAAUGGAAAAGAAUCGAGUGAACAAAUAGAUAAAUGGGCUUCUAAAGAAGAUUGUGGCUGAGGUGGGAAAAUAUAGCUUUCAGAAUAUUCAGAUGGCUUAGAUGCAAACACAAAGACAGGGACAAAAUAUUAAUAACAUGGAGAUCUGUCUAUUAUUUGAGAAAGCAAAAACUAUGGUCUGGCAUCACCAAUGUUCAUAUCAAGGUGCUUGUAUCAAACUUAUGGUAGGAAAUAGGACAAAAGACAAAAGAGUUAUAUGCAUUUCCCAUUUUGAAUAAAACAAAAAGAGCUCUUUGGGUGUUUUGGCAAGGACAGAAGAUACUAUUCAGUGAAUUUUUCUACUAUUUGAAUUUAUGUCAGAGGUACAUUUGAAAUGACCAGAUUAAGGGAAGACAUAAUUUGUGCUUUUGUGGCUAUCUGGGAGGACUUUUGUAUUUUGUCUGUUGGGAUGAAAAUUUUAAAGUUUACUUAACCAAUUGAUAUGUUUGUUUUAGUUAUGGCAAGAUAAUGAGUAGAAGAAUAAGCUAUCUAAAUGCCUUCCCAUAGCCAUGGAAGUGGAAUGAAAAUGAAAAUAAAUCAGUGCUUGCUAAAAUUGUUUCACCUUCUUAAUCAUCAUGAACAGGUUAUAUGUGAUUCCAUCUGAUAUACAGAGGAGGGAAAGUAGUAUAAGAAGACAUCUGAUGGCAACUGUAUGAUAGAAGCUAUAUAAAGUCAAGCGUCUAUAUAUCCUUUCAAGUAUAUUUGAGCAUACCCAGGAUAUAAAGUGUGAUUGAACUGAAAAUUUAUUGGGCUGAUCCUCAUCAUGAACCGUGCUUUUAGCAGGAAGAAAGACAAAACAUGGAUGCAUACACCUGAAGCUUUAUCAAAACAUUUCAUUCCUUAUAAUGCAAAGUUUCUUGGCAGUACAGAAGUGGAGCAGCCGAAAGGAACAGAAGUUGUGAGAGAUGCUGUAAGGAAAUUAAAGUUUGCAAGACAUAUCAAAAAAUCUGAAGGCCAGAAAAUUCCUAAAGUUGAGUUGCAAAUAUCAAUUUAUGGAGUGAAAAUUCUAGAACCCAAAACAAAGGAAGUUCAACACAAUUGCCAGCUUCAUAGAAUAUCAUUUUGUGCAGAUGAUAAAACUGACAAGAGGAUAUUCACUUUCAUAUGCAAAGAUUCUGAGUCAAAUAAACAUUUAUGCUAUGUAUUUGACAGCGAAAAGUGUGCUGAAGAGAUAACUUUAACAAUUGGCCAAGCAUUUGACCUGGCAUACAGGAAAUUUCUAGAAUCUGGAGGAAAAGAUGUUGAAACAAGAAAACAGAUUGCAGGGUUACAGAAAAGAAGCAGCAGAAGCAGCAGAUGCUGGAUUCAAGACUUAGAAACAGAAAAUAUGGAACUGAAAAGUAAAGUACAUGAUUUGGAAAACAAGUUAAGAAUAACUCAAGUAUCAACAUCUCCACUGCUGCACAAAAUGUCUGAUCAUGAGCAACACGGGUUUCAGAGAUGUUCACCCUCUUUCUGGCGUAGUAGUGAUGGUUCAUCUCCCUGUCUCAAUAUUUCUUCCAUCUCUGUCACUCCUGUCAACUCGCCUGAUUCCAGACUAUCAUUGGGACUGUUAAUACCACCACCUUCCAAAUGUGGCCUUCCCAAGCCAUUCAGUGAGAACAGCAUCCCAAGACCUCAUGCAGGCAGUGUGACACCUAAGUCGCCCUCCACUGACAUCUUUGAUAUGAUUCCAUUUUCUCCAAUAUCACACCAGUCUUCGAUACCUGCUCGCAAUGGCACACAGCCACCUCCAGUACCCAGUAGAUCUGCUGAGAUCAAACGGGACCUGUUUGGAGCAGAACCUUUUGAUCCAUUUAACUGUGGAGCAGGAGAUUUCCCUCCAGAUAUUCAAUCAAAAUUAGAUGAGAUGCAGGAGGGGUUCAAAAUGGGACUAACUCUUGAAGGCACCGUAUUUUGUCUCGACCCAUUAGAUAGUAGGUGCUGAUGUCAAGAACAAGAGACCCUGAUUCAUGUUAAAUUUGUUUAUAUGCAUAUAUAAUUCAUUAUUACUUUAAGAUAGGUAUUAUACAUGUGCCCAAUAUAUUUUUGAAUAUAUUACUGUUUUGAAAAUUAUUUCAGUAAAAUGUCUUUCUUCAUUUUCACGAUUGAUCUAUAAUUUUUAUUUUAAAAACAACUUGCUGUCAAGUGUAUCAUACUUUUAGUAUCCUUUCUGUUUCUGUGGUAGAUGAAUUUAUAAUUGAAAGACAAAUUAUACAAAUAUCUGCCUUGUGUGUGAGUUCUAAAUAAUCAGCACCUUGAAAUUUGAAUCCAUUUUCAAGGCUGCUAAUUUAUUGUUGAUUUCCCAAAAGCCAUACCUUAAUGAUACUUUUUAAAAUUCUGAAGAGAUACAUUAAUGCCAAACUAAACACGUUCUGUUUUCAAAUAAUAAACAUGUUGCCAUUCAUUAGACAAAUGCCAUUUUAUGUAUAAAAUGCUGCUCACAUCACUGGGAAAAUAUUAACUUUGAAUAUAAUGCCACCAGGUCACUAAGUUUUAGCAGGUAAAAUAAUAAGCAUAUAAAUUCCAAUAAUAAUUAAAACAAUGUAUUUAGAGUAUUUAUUAAAUAUUAGUAAAUACAAAGUGAUAAUUUUAGUUAUUAUCAGUUAUACUCUAAAUAUUUAAGUUUUUUCAUGAAUAAGGAUUAUGAAAAAUAAUGAAAAUCUGCUAUUACAAAAAACUUAAAAUUUUAUUUCUAAUGAGAUAAAUUAUAUUACUAUCACAGCUAAACAUUAUCUGAUCUGAUAUUCCUAAAAGUUAUUUGGAAUAUAUGCUACUUAUGGUUGCAAUAUCUAUCACCCAUAUUUACUUUACCAAAUAUAUUUGUUCUCCCUAAAUAGGUAUUAUCCUUCUGAUAGCUUCUUCUUUGAGAAAAUUAUUUUCUCACCAAAGCUUAUUUUGCAAUGCCCCAUUAAUUUUCAUACUUUAACAUCUAUGACAACUUUUUUAUGUGAAUUAUCAAUCUUACUUAGCAAAUUUGAUUUACAUUUGUUUUGUUGAAGUCAGAACCUCAUCUUUUAUAAAAAUCAAGUUGCUGCUCAGUUUAGUCUUGAACAUGAGCAAUUUAAUUCUCUUGGACCUCAUUCUUAAUGUGUUGAUGAACCUUGACUUUAAAAGCAACAUUUGCUUCCUAUACUUCUGCCCAUUAUGUAACAGACUAAUUUGUAUUCAGUGCAACAAAAAUUUCUGGUGAAAAUUUCUAAUUUAGUUCAUUACAUUACGAGAAAAAUAAAAUUAAUAAAAAUGUGGGCUUAUAUUGGAGGUGGCCCUCAAAAAUAGAUUUUUCUUUUACUCGUGGGAAUUUUCUUCAAGUGCUAAAGGUACAUUUCCAUUAGGAAAAAAAAUCAAAUAUGCUUAUGCAAUAUUAUAUUUGUGUGUAUCUCCAUAAUGUUGAAUGGUAUAUAUGAGUCUUCUAGUGUGUUUUCCUUUAUCUGUUUGGUUGUGUCUUAAUUAGAGGGCAAUAUAUGUUUCAUAAAGAAGAGUCUUUAUAAUUUUGUUUGUCAUAUAGUAUUUUGGAAUUUGUAUAAUGAGGAUGUUUAGAAGCCCUAUAUGUGGCUUUUUUUAACAGAUAGAUUUGUAUUUUUAUUGUACUUUAAAAAGAUUUAUGUAAUAGGUAUAUAUUUAGCAGCCAUUUAUUAUCAAUGGUAACACAAUAGAGUACUAAGAUGGUAUUUGCACAUUUAAGAUAUGUUACUUUACCAAUUUUUAAUGGUAAUCAAUUCUGCUACUGGCAUGAUUAAAUAGUACAUAAUUGGUCAUUAAUGAUGAACAUUUUAUUUCUCCAGUGCAUUUUUAUGAAGAUCUGGUUGAAAAUUGUAUUUCUAUGUAAACACGAUGAUAUGUUUGAUUUUGCUGAGAAUAAAUGAUUUUAAAUAAA